AUGUCGGCUACCGGUGCUGUGGAGGCCGGGCUCCUGGGGCCGGCUAUGGCUCCCUCGCCCGCCCCAGCCCAGACUGCCGCCCCGGGGAGCUUGUUCCGGCCCAUCAGCGCCGAAGACGAGGAGCAGCAGCCCACUGAGAUCGAGUCGUUAUGCAUGAACUGUUACCGCAACGGCAUGACGCGCCUCUUGCUCACCAAAGUCCCCUUCUUCAGAGAAAUAAUAGUGAGUUCUUUUUCCUGCGAGCACUGUGGCUGGAACAACACGGAGAUUCAGUCGGCAGGCAGGAUCCAGGACCAAGGAGUUCGUUAUACUUUGACUGUCCGAACCCAGGAGGACUUGAACAGAGAAGUGGUGAAGACUGACUCAGCCACGACAAGGAUCCCUGAGCUGGAUUUUGAAAUUCCUGCUUUCAGCCAGAAAGGAGCUCUGACUACUGUGGAAGGAUUGAUCAGUCGUGCUAUUUCUGGCCUGGAGCAGGACCAGCCUACACGUAGGGCAAGUGAGGAAACCAUAGCUGAAAGAAUUGAUGAGUUCAUUGUCAAACUGAAGGCGCUAAAGCAAGUGGCUUCCCCUUUCACUCUGAUCAUUGAUGAUCCCUCAGGGAACAGCUUUGUGGAAAACCCAUUUGCUCCCCAGAAGGAUGAUGCCCUGGUUAUCACACACUAUAAUCGCACCUCAAAGCAAGAAGAGAUGCUAGGACUCCAGGCAGAGGCACCAGAAGAGAAGUCCCAAGAGGAGGACCUCAGGAAUGAAGUACUGCAGUUCAAUACAAACUGCCCAGAGUGCAAUGCUCCAGCUCAGACCAACAUGAAGCUAGUACAAAUCCCCCACUUUAAGGAGGUUAUCAUCAUGGCUACAAAUUGUGAGAACUGUGGGCACCGGACCAAUGAGGUGAAAUCUGGGGGUGCAGUUGAGCCCCUGGGCACCAGGAUCACCCUCCACAUCACAGACCCCUCAGAUAUGACCAGAGACCUUCUCAAGUCUGAGACGUGUAGUGUGGAAAUCCCGGAGCUGGAAUUUGAACUGGGUAUGGCUGUCCUUGGGGGCAAGUUCACCACACUGGAGGGGCUGCUGCAGGACAUCCGAGAGCUGGUCACCAAGAACCCUUUCACACUGGGUGACAGUUCCAGUCCUGGCCAGGCAGAGAAACUGCAGGAGUUUACUCAGAAGUUGGACCAGAUCAUUGAGGGUAACAUGAAGGCCCACUUUAUUAUGGACGAUCCAGCAGGAAACAGCUAUUUGCAGAAUGUGUAUGCACCCGAAGAGGAUCCUGAGAUGAAGGUGGAACGUUACAAGCGCACAUUUGACCAAAACGAGGAAUUGGGCCUCAAUGACAUGAAGACAGAGGGCUAUGAGUCAGGCCUGGCCCCACAGCGGUAGCAGGGGAAGUCCAUGGGCCUGCCUCCAGCGCUGACCUCACUGCAGGCUUAUUUAUUACUA
Elephantulus edwardii (Cape elephant shrew) is the source of this 1440-nucleotide messenger RNA. RefSeq names its product zinc finger protein 259 (gene ZPR1). The record is from RefSeq and is a predicted model, not a curated record. NCBI's taxonomy places the organism in Eukaryota, Metazoa, Chordata, Mammalia, Macroscelidea, Macroscelididae. Gene Ontology annotation, cellular component: cytoplasm; nucleus. Gene Ontology annotation, molecular function: zinc ion binding. The coding region runs from base 1 to 1380 and encodes 459 amino acids. The transcript is spliced from 14 exons.